CUUUUUGCUGCCGCAGCACCACCGAUCUCGUUCGAUCGCAGUGAGUGAUGGCGGAAUUGGAUGCUGCUGAGUCAAAAAUACGAAAAACGGAGCAGGUUGAAAUGGCGAAGGAAGCGUGCCUUCGCCUUAUGACGUAUGGAAAGUUGAUCGUGAUCAAACUGAGCAAUUUAAAGGAAGAAGUUGAUGUCAAAGAUUGGACUUGUUUGCCUCCACCACCGUUCGAGAUGUUUUUGGAUCUUCCAGAUCAUGAUAUGUGUCCCUUCGAGUUCGACUCCAAGAUCUAUAUGGCGCCGUCCGACAAGUUGAGCCUGCCGCGUGAAAUUGGCAGAGCCAAAGCCGUUUCCAUGGGGAAUCUGGUCGCCUGGCCAAUCUACGAAAUCAAAUUUGAGGAGUGCAGAAUUGCCCCUACGCUGGAUGGUGCACCCUUUCCUUUUUACAAAUCAUACAUCGCAAACACGCCAGGCUCAGGCGAUGUUUACUUCUAUAUAAAUGUGAGGCAACGGGUCAAAGAUGAAUCUAGAUUUUACGUUCUUUGUUCUGAUUCUAGAGUUUGGAAACCCUUGAUGGCUCCUGGGGCCGCCAUCAUUAGCGAGCCACAUGUCGAGAAUACCAUGUUCGUCCUCGACAACAACCUCUUUUUUUCAUCGUCCAGGGAGUUGGAGAGAGACUCCUAUUUGGCCCGCUUCGACCCCAUCAAAGAGACUUGGAUGGAUAUGUCUGCCGCUGAUAACAAUCUUUCGAACUUCAGAACGAGUAGACUCAUUAGCGGC
Molecule: messenger RNA, 770 nt
Organism: Arachis ipaensis
Lineage: Eukaryota; Viridiplantae; Streptophyta; Magnoliopsida; Fabales; Fabaceae
Source: RefSeq, a predicted model, not a curated record